UUGCGAGUUCAGUUCUCCAUAGUCCGCCGAAGUGACAACAGGACGACGCGAUGGAGGUGGAUCUAGUGACGGCGCUGGCCCUCGGUGCCAUCAUUUUUCUGGUGUACUACUACCUGUUCAAGAACUACCAGUACUUCCUAACGAAGCCGGUGCCAUGCCCGAAGCCGACCCUGCUGCUCGGAAACACUGGACCGAUGAUCUUCCGGAGACGGGACGUCAGCACCCACGUCCGGAUGCUGUACAAUGCCUUCCCGGAGUCGAAAGUUGUCGGGUUCUACGAUUUGAUGAAUCCGAUCUAUAUGCUUCGUGAUCCGGAAGUGAUCAAGCAGCUGGCGGUGAAGGAUUUCGACAAUUUUACCGACCACACGCCUACGAUGACCAACAGUAGCAGCGAGGAGACGACCGGGGAUUCGCUGUUCGGGAACUCUCUGUUUGCCCUGCGGGGUCAAAAGUGGCGGGAUAUGAGGGCAACGCUGAGUCCGGCCUUUACCGGGAGCAAGAUGCGGCACAUGUUCGAGUUCGUGGCCGAGUGCGGUCAGUCGAUGGUGCAGUUCAUGAAGGCGGAAGCGCAGGCCGGCAAGGAGCUGGAGCUCGAAAUGAAGGAUGUUUUCUCGCGGUUCGGCAACGAUGUUAUCGCUACGGUGGCCUUCGGGAUCAAGGUGGAUUCGUUGCGUAAUCGAGAGAACGAGUUCUACGUCAAGGGCAAGCAGAUGCUGAAUUUCCAGAGCCUCAAGGUGUUGAUCAAAUUCUUCGCUUUGCGCAUGGUGCCUACAUUGGCGCAAAAAUUGGGGAUAGAUUUCGUGGACGCCACUUUAACCAAAUAUUUCAAGGACAUGAUCACGGAUAACAUGGAACAGAGGAAGGCUCACGGGAUCAUCAGAAACGACAUGAUCCACAUGUUGUUGGAGGUUCAGAAGGGAGCCUUGAAACAUCAAAAAGACGAACAAGACGCCAAGGAUGCCGGAUUUGCGACUGUUGAAGAGUCCAACGUUGGAAAGGUCAGCCACACCCGAGUGUGGUCGGAAAAUGAGCUGAUCGCUCAGUGUUUCCUGUUCUUCCUAGCCGGAUUUGACACGAUCUCCACUGGGAUGACCUUCAUUACCUAUGAGCUUUGUAUCAACCCAGAUAUCCAGCAAAAACUGUACGAGGAAAUCAUAGAAACGCACAAAUCUUUGAACGGGAAACCCUUGACCUACGAAACUCUCCAGAAGAUGAAUUACCUGGACAUGGUGGUAUCCGAGGGUCUUCGCAAAUGGCCCCCGGCAGUGGUCAUGGAUCGUUACUGCACCAAGGACUACGUCUACGACGAUGGCCAGGGCACGCGUUUCCUAAUCGAAAAGGGUCGCACCCUCUGGAUUCCAGCCAUUGCCAUCCAGAAUGACCCGAAGCACUACCCCAACCCGGAGAAGUUCGAUCCGGAACGCUUCUCGGAGGCCAAUCGUGCAAACAUCAACGCUAGUGCCUAUCUACCCUUCGGAGUAGGUCCCCGGAACUGCAUCGGAUCACGGUUGGCCCUCAUGGAGGUCAAAUCGAUCCUCUACUACAUCCUGAAAGAUUUCAGCCUGGAACGUUCACCGAAAACCGAAGUUCCGCUCACGUUGAGCAAGAAUUUGUUCGCCCUGCAAGCCGAAAACGGUGUCUGGCUUACACUGAAACCGAGAAAUACCAGUUGAACUGUUGAUAAAUAAAAAAGUUUAAAAUUUA
Uranotaenia lowii is the source of this 1704-nucleotide messenger RNA. Its product is annotated as probable cytochrome P450 9f2. Bases 51 to 1673 code for a protein of 540 amino acids. Gene Ontology annotation, molecular function: oxidoreductase activity, acting on paired donors, with incorporation or reduction of molecular oxygen; monooxygenase activity; heme binding. The transcript is spliced from 2 exons. The record is from RefSeq and is a predicted model, not a curated record. NCBI's taxonomy places the organism in Eukaryota, Metazoa, Arthropoda, Insecta, Diptera, Culicidae.